UUUCAAAUUUAAAAGAAAUACUAAGUUUUAAUUUUGUUUCCAAACACUGAUACAUGUUAUUUUUUUCUUUGUCAAAAUAGUACUAGCAAACUUAUUACGAGGACGAAUAUCUGAUCACGGAGUUCUGACAAUCCUGUUUCUACUGUAUAUGACCAUCAACUGGGGAGUGCUCCAUGCAGCAAAAAUGAUACUGGGGACUCCAUUUGUGAUUGCAUUCUUGAUAUAUAAAUGGAAGAGGAGGCAUUUAUCAAUGUAUGAUGUUGUUGAAGAAUUUCUACAAAGUCACAAUAACCUCGUGCCAAUAAGGUACUCUUAUUCCGAAAUUAGAAAGAUUACCAAAAAUUUCAAGGAUAAAUUGGGUGAAGGAGGCUAUGGCACUGUAUUUAAAGGAACGCUUCGAAGUGGUCGCCAUGUGGCUAUAAAGAUGUUAGGUAAGUCCAAAGCUAAUGGAGAAGAUUUUAUAAGCGAAGUUGCAACCAUUGGAAGGAUUCACCAUCUUAAUGUAGUGCAACUCAUUGGUUUUUGUGUUGAAAGAUCAAAACGGGCUCUAGUAUAUGAGUUAAUGCCUAAUGGUUCCCUGAAUAAAUUUAUAUUUUUGUCAGAAGAAUGCACACUCCUAAGCUAUAAUCAAAUGUAUGAUAUAGCUCUAGGAGUGGCUCGUGGGAUUGAAUAUUUACAUCAAGGAUGUGACAUGCAGAUUUUACAUUUUGAUAUCAAGCCUCACAACAUUCUUCUUGAUGAGAAUUUUACUCCCAAGGUUUCUGACUUUGGACUAGCAAAAUUGUAUCCAGUAAAUAAAAACAUUGUUUCUUUGACUGCUGCAAGAGGGACAUUAGGAUACAUGGCUCCUGAGUUGUUCUACAAAAACAUUGGAGGAGUUUCAUACAAAGCUGAUGUUUAUAGUUUUGGAAUGUUAUUGAUGGAAAUGGCAGGUAGAAGAAAGAAUUUAAAUGCAUUUGCAGAACACUCAAGCCAAAUAUACUUCCCUACUUGGGUCUAUGACCAAUUGCACGACGGAAAUGACAUUGAAAUGGAAAAUGCCACAGAGGAGGAAAAGAAAAUAAGCAAGAAGAUGAUCAUUGUUGCAUUAUGGUGUAUACAAAUGAAGCCUAGUGAUCGCCCUUCAAUGAACAAAGUUGUGCACAUGCUUGAAGGAGAAGUUGAAUGCUUACAAAUGCCUUCCAAGCCUUUCCUAUCAUCACUAGAGAGUACCAUGACAAAUGGUGGUGAGAAUUUGAAUGAAUCAAAUGAAUCAAGUCAAUCAUCUCAAUUUUAAAUGCAAAUUAAAAUUUCUGUGUAACAAAUAAGAGUUUUUUUUUUUUUUUUUUUUAAGAUAUAUCUCCUUAUUACAUAAUGUUUUCAUGUUCGAUUCUAUUUUCUCAUAAUUGACCAAUAAAAUUGGUUUUUAAGUUUGAGAAGUUA
Corylus avellana is the source of this 1422-nucleotide messenger RNA. The record is from RefSeq and is a predicted model, not a curated record. Lineage: Eukaryota; Viridiplantae; Streptophyta; Magnoliopsida; Fagales; Betulaceae.